AAAUGCGAACUAAAAUGCGAAACUCCAAGCAAAGGCAAUGACAAAUAUUUCAUAAAAAUCCAUGUUUAAAGCUGACUAGGCUUACAUCAUUUUAGAUGGAUGUGAAUGAGGAUGGAUUUAGGUCAGUGUACAAGCCGUUCAAGCUUAAAGGGCAGUCGUUCCCGCCUGCUUUUACUGUACUGCAAUGCCUGGAUCAUGGAGGCCCAACACAACAACAACAGUUAUGUGUAAGCUCUUGUAGUUUCUGUAUUCACGACGAUACUUGCCUUUUAACUCAGAAAACAUUUCCAGGCAGUACCAAUAGGCUAUUACAAGCUGGUUUUGUUCAAAUAUGGGAUCUUUUAUCCGAUGAAAACUAUGACGAAGAUAGUGUGUUUACAUAUUCUCCGGUACCYGAGUUUUCCGUGUCGCCUGAUGGCCGUAUGAUCACUUCWAUACUAAACAGCGGCCAGGGGAUGUUAUACAUGGUGGAACGUGUCUUAGAAGACGAUUAYCCAUACCUUGAACCUUGCAAAUUCAAAUGUUUGUCGUCGAUUGGAGUUGAAAACAUGAAUGGAAGGCCGUGUUGUUGUGUUUUUUCACCUGAUGGCUGUGUCGCAGUCACUGUGAGYAAAGUGCCCACUGCAUUCGGACARAUACACGAUCUAUAUACAUGGCGAGUUGACAUGCCCUGUAGAACACUGUACAAARCAUCUAAAAGGGUUUGUGAGCAGUUUYUAAAUAGCUUCUCUGGSCAGAUACACAAUUGUACAUUUUCACCAGACGGUGCUCUGUUUGCACUAACAACAACUCAAAGUCAGGUAUUUAUYAUUAAGACRCAUARCCUUGAGGUUUAUUCAGCAUUACAUAGUGAUUCCUCACAAAACWCUGUUURCUUGUGUGCAUUUCACCCUGACGCAAGGCUUUCRGUAUGUACACCUGGAGGUGUAUUUAGGGUGUGGYUACUGUAUCCUGGGCAACCUYAUUGUUYUCUYGAAAAKAAGAUYGUAACAAGUCCAUGUGAGGUUGUAGUCAUGAAAUACAGUCAGGAUUACAGUCUAGUAGCAUUUGGGACAACAAUGGGACAGGUCAUUGUAUACGACACUGAAGUUUAUCAGUAUCUAUAUACUAUUAGCUGUAGUAAURGGGAUAMCCCUUUACAAACUUGCUCAGUUGCAUUUUCUAAGUCAUGUAAUGAAAUAGCUAUUGGUUAUAACGAUAGUUGUCUUAGGAUUUGGCAAUUACCUGUUAAAAUGGACUUGCAGCAUUUCUGUCGUAUGGAAAUUCUUAGUUUGGUUCCUGAAACCAUGAUCUGUAAGCUGCCACUACCAGAGUCUUUGAAGGCUUAUCUUACAUUUAARACCACCUUUAAAUCUGACGACUGCUAUUGACAGUUGAGUUCCAAGCCAACACACAUCUUCUGUAAUAGGAGAAACAUUUGUUAUUAGCAGGGUAACAGAUUUUAUAAAUUUAUAUUUUCCAGUCAUUUUUAAAACAACUUUGACAGUCAGUUGGCAUAAAUGUGAGACUGAUAGAAAUAAUUAUUCAUGGUAGACUAACAGCAAUAUUUACUGUGUAAACUUGUAGUCUCCCUUUAAUUUCUCAACAC
This is a messenger RNA of Exaiptasia diaphana, 1588 nucleotides long. RefSeq lists its product as uncharacterized. The transcript has a single exon. The record is from RefSeq and is a predicted model, not a curated record. Gene Ontology annotation, molecular function: protein binding. Bases 96 to 1370 code for a protein of 424 amino acids. Gene Ontology annotation, biological process: intracellular signal transduction. Lineage: Eukaryota; Metazoa; Cnidaria; Anthozoa; Actiniaria; Aiptasiidae.